AUGAUCUUCGUCUACGAGUUCAUGAAAAACGGAACCCUCAGAGACCAUCUCUACAGAUCCGACGCUUCCACCACCACGAUGCUGAAUUGGAAGCAGAGGCUCGAGAUCUGCAUCGGGUCGGCCAAAGGCCUGCACUAUCUUCACACCGGAUCCGACGGGGGGAUCAUUCACAGGGACGUCAAGUCGACGAACAUCCUGCUCGACGAGAAUUUCGUCGCGAAGGUGGCCGAUUUCGGGCUCUCUCAGGCGGGUCUGCCCGAUCCGGACCACCACAGCAUGGCGCUGAAAGGGAGCUUCGGGUACCUCGACCCGGAAUUCUUCCGGACGUUUCAGCUCACCGAUAAAUCGGACGUUUAG
Molecule: messenger RNA, 357 nt
Organism: Linum tenue
Lineage: Eukaryota; Viridiplantae; Streptophyta; Magnoliopsida; Malpighiales; Linaceae
Source: the annotation of a GenBank genome assembly